This is a messenger RNA of Brassica oleracea var. oleracea, 1021 nucleotides long. RefSeq names its product dehydration-responsive element-binding protein 1F. The coding region runs from base 227 to 832 and encodes 201 amino acids. The transcript has a single exon. Gene Ontology annotation, biological process: regulation of DNA-templated transcription. The record is from RefSeq and is a predicted model, not a curated record. NCBI's taxonomy places the organism in Eukaryota, Viridiplantae, Streptophyta, Magnoliopsida, Brassicales, Brassicaceae. Gene Ontology annotation, molecular function: DNA binding; DNA-binding transcription factor activity.
AUUCUUCUUCACUUCUCUGCUUCAUAACUCCCAACCAAAAAAAAAAACAACACAAGCAUAACUUAGACAAACAAACAAAAAGACUUUUAAUUCGAACAAUCUUUAAACAAACCACUGUUCUCAGAGUUACCCAGUGAGAUCAUUCGAUUUUUUUAACAGUGGUUUCACUUUCUAAAAGUUAAACCGAGAGUUAGUUUUUCUUUUUUACCGACGAACUAGCGUUCUAAUGGAUAACAACGAUGAUAUUAUGCUGGCGGAGAUGAGGCCGAAGAAGCGUGCGGGGAGGAUAGUGUUCAAGGAGACACGUCACCCAGUUUACAGAGGAAUACGGCGUAGGAACGGCGACAAAUGGGUCUGCGAAAUCCGAGAGCCGACGCACCAACGCCGCAUUUGGCUAGGGACUUAUCCCACGGCGGAGAUGGCGGCGCGUGCACACGACGUGGCGGCUUUUGCUCUGCGCGGGAGAUCCGCGUGUUUGAAUUUCGCCGACUCCGCCUGGCGUCUUCCGGUGCCGGAAUCAACCGAUCCAGAUGUCAUAAGGAGAGUGGCUGCGGAAGCAGCAGAGAUGUUCAGGCCGACGGAGUUCGAGAGUGGGAUCACGGUUUUGCCCUCUUACGGCAAUGAGGUGUAUUUGGGCUCUGGUUCGGGAUGGGAGGAGAGGAAUAUGUAUGGAUAUGUGGAAGAAGAAGAAGUCUCGACGACGAUGAGGAGACUGGCGUCUGAGCCGUUAAUGUCACCGCCACGAUCUUAUAUGGAAGGCAUGACUUCUAAUGCUUACAUGGGAGAAGAGAUGUGUUGUGAAGACACAUCACUGUGGAGUUACAGUUAUUAAGCGGGACGCACAUUUUAUUUACAUUAUAUUUGAAUAUAUACUAUAUAAAAUGUGUGCUAGCAAUAGUAUGCGAGUUGUUAAGAUUUAUCUUCUGAGGUGUAGAUCCUUUGUUUGAGUUACAAGGUUCCUUGAUGGAAUAAUUUUGUAUUGUUUAGUAUAAGAAGAUCUUAUAAAAUGAUUUGAUGAAUC